UUACGUACAGUAGUGGUACAACUUAAGAGUUUUUGGUGUUUCACUGGUUUAUAAUAGUGCCGUAGUCUAAAAUAAGUCGUUCAAAGUCAAAGUGUAGUUCUCUAUUGUGAGUGCGUAAGUGUAUGAGCUUAAUUUGUAUCACAAAAUUGAGCUGGAGUGCGGAAAAUAUAUAAAUAUAUUCGUGUGUUUGCAAUAUAAAGUUGCCAGACUUAAGACUAUAAUUACCACCAAAAUGUUAAAUGUAGAUUGAAAUCGAUUUACUCUGCACUAAUAUUUUUAGUAUGAGCCUUGGAUUAAUUGAAAAAGGAAAAAAAUACAGCUUAUUACCAGAAGCCAGGUUCGAAAAACUUAGUCGAUAUGAAACUGUGAAACUUCAACCCGUUCAAAAUGUCUGACCAACCGUCUAUCGUUGACCGAAAACGGUUUUUCACAGAAGUAGAUGAGUACUACAAAGACAUUAAGAAAAGCGUUAUAGAAAGCGAUAUAAUAAUAACCAAAAAUAAAUGGAGCCCUGAGGAAAUUCAGAAGGUUAUAAAAAAAAUUGAGAAAUGCGACGCCGAAAAAUCAAGCGACAAACGCAGGUCAAACUCGGAAUAUUUGUCGUGCAAUUAUAAAGUCGUCGAGGUUUAUGGGAAGAAGGUAUUAGUGACCGAGAAUGAGGAAAAUGAGGAAGUUCAAAUACUUGCACCUGAAGACUAUUAUGACACGAUUUUUAUGGCCCACAUCAGCGCGCAACACGGAACAGAGGACACAACAUUUGAGAUUCUGAAAAAGAAGUAUUUAAUACCACGUUUUGCGGUACAAAUAUUCAUUAACCUAUGUAAAAUAUGUGAUGCAAAAAGAAAGAUUUUGAUCAACAAAGUUCAAAAGCCAAUAGCUGAGUUUACUAAAAGAGGUCAAGUAGAUAUUAUUGAUUUCCAAAAUUCACCGGAUGGGAAAUACACAUGGUUGUUACUAUAUCAGGAUAUUGCAACAAAGUUUUCUUUCCUGCGUCCAUUAAAAACUAGCUAUGAAGGGGAAGUCGCUGUGGAAGUUCUAAAAAUAUUUUUGGAAGUUGGCUGCCCUUAUAUUCUACAAAGCAUGAGGCUGCGCAAGUUUACGGUGUCUAUAAUAAAAAGCCUAGAAAUGUUGUGGCCUGAUUUGAAAAUUGUUUAUGGCAGUGUGAGCGACAUUCAACAAAGUAUUGAGAGAAUAGAAAGGAUAAAGUCUAUGGUUCUAAAGUGGAUGGCUGAUUACAAAUCUGUUUCUUGGUCUAUCGGCUGCUAUCAAGUUCAGCUAAAAUGGAAUACUCAAGUCUUAACCAAUCCCGAUUGUGAGGACUUUUAUAUUGAAUACACUCCAUUCAAAGCCUUUUUUGGCGUCAAUCCAACACUUGGACUUUCUCACACUAGUUUACCCAAAGACAUCGUAUCUCAGUUAGAAACUGAAGAGGAUUUGGAAAGAGCUCUUCGUAACAUAAAUAAAGGGACACAAAAGACUGAAAUUAAAGAAGAACCAGUUGAAAAAACUAUAAAUACUGACACUAGUGAAUUUAGUGGAUACAAGUCAGAUGAUAAAGAAGAUAUAACAUCAUCUCUGACUGAGGAAAUCGAUUAUAUUAAACCCGAAGCAUUUCCAAUUUUGGAAGUUUCGCCAAUAGACACUGCAGAGUCUUUAGACACAAAGAUUAAAGAAGAAUUUCCCGAAAACGAUGAUCUAGAAGAAGCAGAGAGUUUUGUAAACAAUACUGAUGUAAAACUUGAGCAAAUCUUGAUAUGUGGUGUAUGCGGUAAAGAUACAACAACUUCACAAACGUGUAUGGCUUGUAAAAAAGUAGUUCACGUGACAUGUAGCGUGGUCUCAAAAGAUGAGGAGGGAUAUUUCUCAAAGUUGCUUUGUAUUAACUGUCAUAGUGAGGAAGAAGGACAAAACAGUUUAAAAAGACCAGCACAUGAGGAAGCUUCGUCAUCUAAGAAAUUUAAAGACAGCAACGUCAAGUUGCCUGUACUUAUAGACGCCGCAAAAACUACUAUAGUUCCUGUGGACAACUGUGAACGGAUUGAAAAUGGUUUAGACAAAAACAAACUAUACAUAGUUGGUACUGCAUCUGAAAUACUAAAUAAUAUAUUGCCACAAAACGAAGUUACCGUUGCCGCCGGACCAUCAAAGAUGACAUUGCCGGUUGCGACAGUAGCAUCAGUAAAACUCUCUCAGAUAAAGUAUCAAUGUAACUGCAGGAAUCUUCAGAAUGGGCGGUGCAUAGAGAGAAGUUGUUUAUGCAAAAGAGUCAACAGAAUGUGUGAUGUUAAAUGUCAUGCUAACGUGCCAUGUGCGAAUAAGUGAACUGAAAUCUGACAUUUUCUCAUUAAAUAAUCGAUACUAAUAUAAGAAA
Messenger RNA from Helicoverpa zea (corn earworm), 2371 nucleotides. RefSeq names its product KRAB-A domain-containing protein 2-like. Lineage: Eukaryota; Metazoa; Arthropoda; Insecta; Lepidoptera; Noctuidae. Gene Ontology annotation, biological process: DNA integration. The record is from RefSeq and is a predicted model, not a curated record. Bases 388 to 2322 code for a protein of 644 amino acids. Gene Ontology annotation, molecular function: nucleic acid binding. The transcript is spliced from 2 exons.